AUGCUAACGUUAAGAUCUUCUUCUCGUUGAGUGACAUAAUGUAUCGGAAUUUCGUUGUUGGUUUGUUGCUUGCUGUGGCUGUUACUAAUGCCGUGCUUGAGAUAGAUUAUGGAAAAGAAGCAGAGAACUUGAAACAAGUAUUCUGUAAUAAAACCAUGGAGCCAAUGAAGAAUGUAUUUUUUGACUGCAUGUAUCUUCUGCAAGUAAUUGAAUAUGAAAACAUAUUGCUGAAAUGCAACCCAGGAUUGGAGAAACUUGAAAACAAUACACUCUCAAAUUACAUGUGUGCAGCAAACAAAGAAGCGCUGAAAAAUUCUCUGCAAUGCGAAGACAAAGAAAUUGAAGCCUCCAAAUACAGGGAGAAGAUUGAUCUUCAGGUCAAGCUUACAACGGCUUGCAUAGCGGAAGGAGAAAGAAACAUCACGACAACGAAAGCACCCAGCAGGAAAAAUUAAACUUUUUUGACUCAGUACAUUGACACAUGAGUUAAAAUGUUUUAAUUAGUAUUUUGUACUACAUUGUAAAGAUAUAUAUGCAAAA
Molecule: messenger RNA, 540 nt
Organism: Uloborus diversus
Lineage: Eukaryota; Metazoa; Arthropoda; Arachnida; Araneae; Uloboridae
Exons: 6
Coding region: 39-455 (138 amino acids)
Source: RefSeq, a predicted model, not a curated record